AUGCCAUUGCUGUCUCUAAUGCUUUCCAGACCGAAUUCACAUCGAACUCUCCUCCGCAAACUGUUUAUCGAGGAUUUUCCCAAUUUGAGGACUUUGUCGGGUCAUGGGAUACAAACCCCUGUCUCUCUUGAAGAUCUGAGUAUCAAGAAUUGCCCUAAUCUAGAGGCUGUUCCUACUUUGGGCAACCUCAAAUCCCUCCGUCAGUUGCAUAUUGAGAAAUGUGGUGGAUUAACAAGUAUACCAAGUGGGAUCACAUCCUGCACUUCUCUUGCCACUUUGUCUGUCAUAGGUUGCCCCAAUUUGAUAUCUCUGGCAGAUCAAGUUGUGUCCACCUUGCAAUCCCUUCGCUCUUUAAAAUUGUCAGAUUGUGGGAAAUUACAAUAUUUUCCCAAGGGGCUGCAGUCUCUAUCUCGUUUGGGAGAGAUGUCGAUUGGUGCGUACUGGGAGGAGCUAGUUUCUAUCCCGGAUUUUCAAGUUCCAUCACAACUUGAAAGAUUAGAGCUGUUGGGAUGGCCAAAGCUCAAGUCUUUACCUCAACAAAUUCAAGACCUAGCUUCUCUACCGUCGAAGCUAUGA
Molecule: messenger RNA, 576 nt
Organism: Pyrus x bretschneideri (Chinese white pear)
Lineage: Eukaryota; Viridiplantae; Streptophyta; Magnoliopsida; Rosales; Rosaceae
Product: putative disease resistance protein At3g14460
Exons: 1
Coding region: 1-576 (191 amino acids)
Source: RefSeq, a predicted model, not a curated record